AUGAACUCGUUCGCCAGCGAUCUUUUCGAGCGGAUCGCAGGGGAGGCUUCCCGUCUGGCCCAGUACAACAAGCGCUGCACCAUCAGCUCCCGGGAGAUCCAGACCUCCGUGUGGCUGCUGCUGCUGCCCGGGGAGCUGGCCAAGCACGCCGUGUCGGAGGGCACAAAGGCGGUGACCAAGUCCUCCAAGCGAUCAGCAAUAUGGAGGCUCCAAAUAGCGAAGUCUCGGUCGUCUCGGGCUGGCCUGCAGUUCCCGGUGGGCCGUGUUCACAGGCUCCUGAGAAAGGGUAACUAUGCUGAGCGUGUGGGUGCCGGAGCGCCGGUCUAUCUGGCUGCGGUGCUGGAGUAUCUGACGGCUGAAAUCCUGGAGCUGGCCGGCAACGCGGCCCGGGACAACAAGAAGACCCGCAUCAUCCCCAGGCACCUGCAGCUGGCCGUGCGCAACGACGAGGAGCUCAACAAGCUGCUGGGAGGGGUGACCAUCGCUCAGGGAGGGGUGCUGCCUAAUAUCCAGGCCGUGCUGCUGCCCAAGAAAACCGCCCCCACGAAAAAGUGAAGAGGCUGAUCUUGACUCUGACAACCCAAAGGCUCUUUUCAGAGCCGCUCACAAUAUCCGAGAAAGAAACUAGACCCCCACCUCUGUCAGGGUGAUUUUUCCUUUUGAUUACUAACAGUUAGUUAUUGCCCUGCAAUUAGCAUGAAUAUUGGAGAGCCAGUGUGUGUGUUUUCUUAUAUCUACAUCCUCUUGACCGCCUGCAGUCAGCCAGGUUCACAGUGAGAGCUGGGAGGCAAGGAGUUUGAAGGGUUUAUGAUGAGGUAUUGUAAUGGAGUGGGGUGUGCAUUAUUUACUAUUGUACUAUACCUACCGAUGCUGUGUCUCUUUAUUCCUUGUCCUGUGCAUGUGUCACCCAGCCCCUGUGCACCUCGUUCACAGCCAGUUUCACAUUUCCUUUAACCACAUUAGGAAUAGCUGAAACGACCCAGUACAACAAAUAGUAAGGCCACGAAUUUAUCAUAACGAGUGGGCGCUGUCCCUCUGCGGUCUAUUUUCGGGUGAAUUCAUGUACACUGUUUUACCCUGCCCGUUGACAGAGAGCACAUUAAACCUUUACUGAGUCAUUUUCAGGUCGGUCCAUGUUCCUCUUUAAUGGUCGAUCAUUUCAGGAGCUCCAGCUCGCGGUGGGGCAUGAACCCUGGGUUUCACCCCUGGCCAACUAAAGAAGUGCCCCAUCUUUGAGUCCCACGAACAGCUACAUUGUACAUAUUGUUACUUAAUUCCCAAACCUCCGUGCGGGGUCUGUCCGGUUGUUGCAGAAUGAGGCUUUCUGCUGUUAGAUAGAAACUUUCAAAAUGAACCGAGAGCAAAGCAGAACAGCUGCCAGACUGCAAUACUUUAUAUGGAGUCAAUUUGCAAGAAAGGAGGGGUUUAAAAAACAUUGUCUGAAGACAGUGUCCAUAUUAAUAACCAGGAAGAAUGUUGGGUGGAGUCCCUGCGAAACAGACAGGGCACUCGGCCCAUCGGGUUUGUACCGACCGUCCGUAGAACAUCUACUCAGGGAGACUGGGGAAGGGGAGAUUGGGUGAACGAGUGUACACUUUCGUUAUCUGAAAACAAGUAUUCUCCAUAAAACUGCCACUUCUUUUGCCGGGCUUUUCAAAUCUGAAAGAAAGUGGUUGAUUAUUUGGCGCCAAUUUGUUUCCAUUCCAUUAUGUAACUCCUGCGACAUAAGUGCAACAGGCAGUCCCCAGUUACUGAAUCCUCAGCCAGGUUUAUUUCCUUCAAUGACACCUGCAUUAACCCAGUGCAACAACAGCAACUCUUCGGUUAUACCCAUCCAGAAGCAGCUCCGGAAGAUUCAGAAAAUAAUUCCUGGAGGCCGAUUGGUUCACUUGAAAUGACAUUGUAUCAAUUUCAAAAAGCCCACCGAUUUCAUGUUCAGUAUUCCUGAGAUUAAAUUAAAGAUUAAAACACAAGACACACCGCCAGCAAUUAUGAUCAUACCUGACCUUUUAUAAGGGAUUGUUUAAAACCCGGAGUGCGGUCAGUGGGGACAGUUCUCGGGAGCCCUGUGUGAUCAUGUCUGUGAGAGGCAGGAGGAGAGAGGGAGUGUUAAAACAGCCCAGACAAACUGUACAGCCCAGUAUGUAACCGCCGUUCAUCAACCCAAACAAACCCUCCGAGUGAAACACCUUAAUACAAUGUACCCCGACAAAGUUACAGAAACUCACUCCAUCGGUACAUUAUUUCACCGAACACAAUUUGCAAUUGCUGUCUGUCACAGGCAGCUGGAAAUAACACCUCACUAAAACGUCUGCAAACCCAA
Chiloscyllium plagiosum (whitespotted bambooshark) is the source of this 2323-nucleotide messenger RNA. The record is from RefSeq and is a predicted model, not a curated record. NCBI's taxonomy places the organism in Eukaryota, Metazoa, Chordata, Chondrichthyes, Orectolobiformes, Hemiscylliidae.